Molecule: messenger RNA, 480 nt
Organism: Camelina sativa (false flax)
Lineage: Eukaryota; Viridiplantae; Streptophyta; Magnoliopsida; Brassicales; Brassicaceae
Source: RefSeq, a predicted model, not a curated record
AUGAGCCAACGUUCUUCGGCUGGAUCGUCAGGGUUACCGUCGAGAAGUUCUCAGGUUGGAGUUCCGUGUAGAUGCUGGUGUGGUGGAGAGAUUAGAACCUACACCUCAAAGACGGAAGAGAAUCCCUGUAGGAGAUUUUACAGAUGUGUUGUUGGUGUGAAGGAGAAGAAGGAGAAACACAUGUUCCGUUGGGUUGAUGAUGCUGUUCUAGAGGAGAUUAGGAUGGUUGAAAGCAAACAAAACCAACUCUUAGAGGACCUAAAAAAGAUGGUAACAAACAAUGUGGAGCUCCAAAAGGAGAUUGUGAAGGAGAUGGAAGAAAAGAUAGAGAAGAAUAUGAUUGAGAUCAUCAGGCAAGAGCUAAUGGUUGCAAAAGNGAUGCUUUUGCUUGUUAGACUAAUAUCAGACUCAUUAGUAUUAAUCCUCGAUGGUGUUGAUUUUGGACUGACUAAUAUGAGACUCAAUAACAUAAGUUCAUAA